UCCAGCCCACGGAGCGUCCGUGUUGUCGUACCAGCCAUGCUGCGCCUCUCCGGCGCUCGGGGCGCGCUCGGGGCGCGGCGCCUCGCGGUCGCAGCCGUCUCCCACCCCGACGCGUCCAAGCUCAUCUCCUCGCUCGAGUCGUCCAGCAAGACAAACCUCUCGCAGGUCGUGCCCUGGUUCGCGGAGCAGAUGCCGACGACGUACUUCCGGAUCUUUGGCGAGGAGACGCAGCGCCGCCACCUGCGCGCCAUCUCCACCCUCUUCGACGACGACCUCAACCUCAAGACCCUCAGCCUGACGUCGCACCACGGCGGCGCCGGCGGCUGCCCCGGCCGCGGCCCGAGCGCCGUCUACCACACCACGCUCUCGCGCGGCGCGGCGACGUCCGCGGCGGCGCGGCUGGCGCAGCAGGUCGCGGCCCUCCCCAGGGAAGCCGAGCUCCGCCGCGUCCUCGUCUUCCGCUCCGCCGACGACCGGCUCUGCCUCGACAUCCUUGAGACCGGCUCCGCCGACGCGCCCUUCUCCGGCGAGGACGCGGAGCAGAAGGCGGCGCUGGUUGCGCUGGAGGGGUACGCCGCGCGCCUGCGGGCGGGCGAGCUCGUCGGCCAGUCCAACCACGUCCCUCCGUCGGCCAUCCUCUCGGACGGCGAGGUUGCCAAGUUCCUGCGCCGCUGCUCGACGACCUACGUGUGCCAGCACGAGCCGCGGCUGCUGUACAAGCAGAUGCUGCUGACGCAGUCGGUCGCGGGGACGGAGGACGUGGCGGUCGAGUUCGAGGACGGCUACGAGUACGGCUCGCACAACGGCGCCGCCACCCUCAUCACGGUCGCGCUCGGCGACAGCAAGCCGCGCCGCGCACUGCAGGGCACGCUCGCGACGCUCGACAUGCACGGGCUCCAGGUCGAGCGCGUCCUGGUCGACAUGAUCGGCGACCCGCCGUCCGACAAGCCGGGCCUGCCCUCGGCCGGGGUGACGCUCGUCCGCGCCAUCGUCCGCUCGCCCGCCGGCGCCGUCGCCGACAACACGCAGCUCGCAAACGACCUGCGCCGCUUCAAGUGGCUCGACGACUCUGCGCUCUCGCUCGCGGCGGCGCACCCGUCGCUCGGCCUCGAGCGCGCCGAGUCGACGGCGGCGCUCGCCACGCUCUCGCUCGCCCUGCUCGACCACCCGCUCCUCUCGCGCAACAACAUGCUCUCUCUCCUCGAGCGGCCCGCCUUUGCGCCGCAGCUCGCCGCGCUCAGCGAUGUCUUCGCCGCGCGCUUCGACCCGACCAGCCCUAUGGACGACGCGGCCUUUGGCGCGGCGAUCGACGACUUCGACAAGUCGGUCGCCGUCGGCUUCCAGGCGGAGGAGUCGCGCUCGCUCCUCCACGCGAUGGGGCGCUGCCUCCGCCACACGAUGCGCACCAACGCGCCGCUCGCCGAGUCGCGCCGCGCGCUCGCGCUGCGGCUCGACCCCGCGCUGUUUGCGCAGCCCAUCUCGCAGCACGCGCCGCACGUGCUGCAGCUCCCGUACGGCGUCUUCUUCGUCGCCGGCCGCCACUUCUCCUCCUUCCACGUCCGCUUCGCCGACGUCGCGCGCGGCGGCUUGCGCGUCGUCGCGCCGGCCGACUCGGAGGCGCACGUGGCCGAGUCGCGGCGCCACUUCCUCGAGUGCCUCAACCUGGCCUGGGCGCAGCAGCUGAAGAACAAGGACAUCCCCGAGGGCGGCUCCAAGGGCGUGUGCCUCGUCACGCCCGGCUCGAGCAGCAAGGAGCGCGCGGAGCUGCUGCACGGCUCCGUCAAGGCAACCAUCGACGGCAUGCUCGACCUCAUCAGCCCCGGCGCGCUCGCGCGCCUCGGCGAGGCGGCGGAGGCGCCGGCGGACCGCGUCGGCCGCGGCCCGGAGCAGAUCUACCUCGGCCCCGACGAGAACAUCACGCCGGACGACAUCGACUGGGUCGUGCACCGCGCCGCGGAGCGCGGCUACGCGCGGCCCGCCGCGUUCAUGUCGUCCAAGCCGGCCGAGGGCAUCAACCACAAGGAAUUCGGCGUCACGUCCGAGGGCGUGGCGGUCUUCCUCGACGUCGCGCUCAACGCGCUCGGCCUCUCGCCGCGCACCGAGCCGUGGUCCGUCAAGCUGACGGGCGGCCCCGACGGCGACGUGGCGGGCAACAUGCUCCAGAUCCUGCACCGCGAGUACGGCGACAAGGUGCGCGUCGUCGGCAUGGCGGACGGGUCGGGGUGCGCCGAGGACCCGGCGGGCCUCCCGAUGGCGGAGCUGCUGCGCCUCUUCGAGCAGUCCCUCCCCCUCUCCGCCCUCGACCGCGCCGCCCUCUCGCCGAGCGGGCUGCUGACGACGGUCGACACCGAGGAGGGCUUCCACGCGCGCAACUCGAUGCACAACCGCGUGGUCGCCGACGCCUUCAUCCCCGCCGGCGGCCGGCCCUCCGCCAUCAACGGCUCCAACUGGCGCGACUUUCUGCUGCCGGACGGCACCCCCUCGGCCAAGGUGAUCGUGGAGGGCGCCAACCUCUUUGUCACGCCCGAGGCGCGGCAGGCUCUCUUCGAGGAGUGCGGCCUCCCGAUCAUCAAGGACUCGUCGGCGAACAAGUGCGGCGUCAUCUGCUCGUCGCUCGAGAUCGCCGCCUCCAUCGUCCUCGAGCGCGACGAGUUCGUCGCCCUCAAGCCCGCCUACGUCCCGGCGGUGGUCGACCGGCUGCGCGCCCUCGCGCGGCUCGAGGCGUCUCGCAUCAUGGCCGAGUCGCGGCUCCGGCCGCACGUGCCGCUCCCGAAGCUGUCGGAGCAGCUCUCGCUCGCCAUCCUGCGCGUCACCAACGCCGCCGCCGACGCGCUCGAGUCGCUCGAGCCCGAGCGCAAGGAGCGGCUCUGGCCGCUGAUGCGCGAGCACCUGCCGGCGCCGCUCUUCGACGCCUACUCGACCCGCAUCGCCGAGGCGCUGCCGUGGGAGUACCAAAAGUCGCUCAUCGCCGCGUCGCUCGCGUCGCGGCUAGUCUACCGCGAGGGGCUCUCGUGGGCCGAGUCGCUGCCCAGCGAGGCCCUCCCCACCGUCUGCCUCGAGUACCUCCGGCAGGAGCAGCGGAUCCGCCAGCUGGCCGAGGACGUGCGCACCUCGAGCCUCGGCGAGCGCGACGAGGUGUCCGAGCUGCUCAUCCGCGGCGGCGUGCGCGCCGCCGUCGAGAGCGCCGAGCACACCCGCGGGGCGGCGAUCGCGGCCUAAGCGCCCCGCGCGCGGCGCGGCUCAAGGCGGCGCCUCUCUCUCUCCACUCGCCGGCCCGCCCUGCGUGGCCUUGCGAGCCUCUCCCCUCCCUCCAUUGCAGCAGCCCCAUGACCAUGCUGUCCAGUGAGUCCCGCCAGUCUGUCGUCUGUGCCGCGGGGCCUCGGUCUCGCCCUCUGAGUGCGAUCGGGUUGACGACUCGAGGCCCCGUUCUUUACAUAGUCUUGUGCGUCCGGCGUGCGGCCCUCUCUCUGCUCGCGAGAGAGAGAGAGGUGUCUGCGCGGCCCACCCUUUAGCAGAGUCCGGUCGUUGUCAACGUGCUUAUUUAUUUCAGAAUAGCCACCAC
This is a messenger RNA of Emiliania huxleyi CCMP1516, 3562 nucleotides long. RefSeq lists its product as hypothetical. Gene Ontology annotation, cellular component: mitochondrion. Gene Ontology annotation, molecular function: L-glutamate dehydrogenase (NAD+) activity. Lineage: Eukaryota; Haptophyta; Isochrysidales; Noelaerhabdaceae. Gene Ontology annotation, biological process: L-glutamate catabolic process. Bases 37 to 3219 code for a protein of 1060 amino acids. The record is from RefSeq and is a predicted model, not a curated record. The transcript has a single exon.